Messenger RNA from Paraglomus brasilianum, 2034 nucleotides. The record is from the annotation of a GenBank genome assembly. Lineage: Eukaryota; Fungi; Glomeromycota; Glomeromycetes; Paraglomerales; Paraglomeraceae.
GAUGAUGCCAAGCAACCACAGCAGAGGGAACGGGAACGGACAAAGUUAUCCCCGCCAGCUGCGGCUAAAAAUAGAAUCAUUAUGAACACGAGCUUAGGCACUGUCUUCACUGGGACAGUAUUCCUUGUCUAUAGACCUCCGCCAGAAACGGAGUUUUGGAGACAGACUAUCCGAUUUCAUGGAAAGAAACUGCGGGUAGUAGUUAUAUCGCCUCAAAAUGACCAGCCGAACUUCUCAAGAGAAUGCAGAAAUCAAGAUUUCUUAUUGGCAAAGUCUUUGGAAAUGGGUGUGUUCACUCAAGAGGACACCUUUGCUAGAGAAUGGAAAACGGACAAUGAUAUAGCAUUUAAGCUGAAUUAUGCAAGACGCAGUUUUGAAAUCGAAUUUGGUUUCAGUAAAGGAAAUGGGAGUAAGACAUAUAGUUUCCGAUUGGAAACUUAUUUCAACGACGUCGAGGGUGAGUUCCAUACAGAACUCGAUACACAGAACGGUCAAUCGCGUGCGGUAACUACAAUACGAACCAAAUUUCCGCCAAAACUAUUCUUCCUGAACGAGAAACUUGAGACGAGGAAUCAAUUUGAAUGGAAUUUGAUGGAGUGUUGGAUGAGGAAGACGGCCCUCCGGAUAGGGAAGCCUAGCGACGAAGAGAUACAACAGCCGACGAUGCCUUCAUAUCCAAACGCGACAGGCGAAGAGCUUGGAAGAUGGUACGCGUACAGGAUUACGUUUAUUCUCGACCAGCAUAGAGGAGUCGACAAGCUUAAAGAGAUGUUGUUCAAAGCUGCUGAUUACAAUCUUGUACCAAGGGAUGCCAUGUUUUCCAAACACUUAAGGAUGGUUUAUGGAAGCAGCCUGAAAAAAUAUGUUGAUAGGUCAAUGCUGGACUUUGAUGUACUUUAUAUGUUGGAAUGUAAUAUUACGCAUGGUUACUUACAUGAUUACAAUCUCAAUGACGAAUUCAUGGACUUGCUUGCUCGACAAAAGAAAGAGAAAGCUCUUACCAUUUUAGAUAACUUCAAUCAGCAUAAACAGAGAAUUUAUGAUCCUCUUUCUCGCUUGAAGCUUGAAGUUGCGAGGCUUCAAGGCGGUGACAGUCGGCAAGAGACAGUACCCUCGUAUUGUGUCAUGAUGCGAAAAGUUGUUAUUACCCCUUCUAAGAUGUAUAUAUUGCCGCCGACCAUGGAAACCAGUAACAGGACCAUAAGGUACUUUAAAGACCACAAGGAACGUUUCCUAAGGGUCCAAUUCAAUGACGAAAAUGGAAAGCUUCCGUCGGCGAAUGGAGAUAACCAUGUCGCAGUCUACAAUCGGGUUCACCGUACUCUCAUGAACGGGAUUCAGAUUGGAAAUAGGAAAUACGAGUUUUUGGCCUUCUCUUCAAGCCAGCUACGAGAUCACAUUAAAUUUGAUCAACGAUUAUUCGUGGAUGGCUAUGAACAACAUCUGGAAGACGCUCGUGUUACGAAACGUGCAUAUGAUGCAGACGUACGCGGUCUAAUGAAUCAAUAUGGUGUCAUGACUGAAUACGAGGUUGUCAGCGGAUUCAUAGUCAACUCUACCAUAAAGGUGGAGCAAAAGAAGCCACGUGAUACACAGAGAGCGGUCAGUGAAGCGAUGAACGGUAUUCGACGUAAUUACCGUAAAAAAUUUGAGAACGACAUCUUUGCCGAAUAUUCUGUAAAAUCAGCAGCCGAGGCUAAAAUCCAUGUGGGUAUGAAGAGCAAACUGGAAGCCAAGGCCUAUGCUUGGUAUUAUGUUGCGUAUCAUCCAAGCGAGAGAGGGGAUGACCCUGCUGAUAAUAUGAUUUCCUUCCCGUGGACGGUUGACGAUCACCUGUGUGACAUAGCUAUCCGUAACUCUGGCCGUGUUAAAUAUAAAGCCUUAGAAGGCGGAUCUCGAUCAACUACGAGUACGUCGUAUCAGCGACCAUCAUCAGCAAGCUCACAAGUAGAAAGAAUAGCGAGGCAAGAACCAGCUAGUGAUGAUGGUGGAAUAUCUAGAAUUCGGAUGUCCUUGCAACGGAACGGAAUCUAG